AUGGCCGAUGUAAUUAAUAUCUCAAAAGUUCCUAUUUUUACGAAAAAGGAAAGGGAAUUUAGUGAUAUUCAAAAAAGGAAAGAAUCAAAUGAGAAAAUUUUAAAUAAAGAAAGUGACAGAUUUACAUUAUAUCCUAUUUUGUAUCCUGAUGUAUGGGAAUUUUAUAAAAAAGCAGAAGCAUCUUUCUGGACAGCUGAAGAAAUUGAUUUAUCGAGUGACUUAAAAGAUUUCGAAAAAUUAAAUGAAAAUGAAAAACAUUUCAUAAAAUAUGUAUUAGCUUUUUUUGCUGCAAGUGAUGGAAUAGUUUUAGAAAAUUUAGCCAGUAAAUUUUUAAGAGAAGUUCAAAUAACUGAAGCAAAAAAAUUUUAUUCUUUUCAAAUUGCAGUAGAAAAUAUUCAUUCAGAAACAUAUAGUUUAUUGAUUGAUAACUAUAUAAGAGAUGAAAAAGAAAGAUUGAAUUUAUUUCAUGCCAUUGAAAAUAUACCAGCUGUAAAAAACAAAGCCUUAUGGGCAGCAAAAUGGAUAAACGAUACAAAUUCUUUUGCAGAAAGAAUAGUAGCAAAUGCUUGUGUAGAAGGAAUUUUAUUUAGUGGUAGUUUUUGUGCAAUUUUUUGGUUUAAAAAACAAAAUAAAUUACAUGGAUUAACUUUUAGCAAUGAAUUAAUUAGUAGAGAUGAAGGAUUACAUACUGACUUUAAUUGUUUAAUUUAUAGUUUGUUAGAAAAUAAAUUACCUGAAGAGGUUGUUCAAAAUAUUGUUAAAGAAGCUGUUGAAGUAGAAAGAUCUUUUAUAUGUGAAUCUUUACCUUGUGAUUUAAUAGGAAUGAAUUCUAGAUUAAUGUCACAAUAUAUUGAAUUUGUAGCAGAUAGAUUAUUAGAGUGUUUAGGUUGUUCAAAAGUUUUUCAUUCAAAAAAUCCUUUUAAUUGGAUGGAUUUGAUUUCACUUCAAGGAAAAACCAAUUUUUUUGAAAAACGUGUUGCAGAUUAUCAAAAAUCUGGUGUUAUGGCACAAAGAAAAGAUCAAGUAUUUUGUUUAAAUACUGAUUUUUAA
Plasmodium gallinaceum is the source of this 1050-nucleotide messenger RNA. RefSeq names its product ribonucleotide reductase small subunit, putative (gene RNR). Gene Ontology annotation, biological process: deoxyribonucleotide biosynthetic process. Gene Ontology annotation, molecular function: oxidoreductase activity. The coding region runs from base 1 to 1050 and encodes 349 amino acids. NCBI's taxonomy places the organism in Eukaryota, Apicomplexa, Aconoidasida, Haemosporida, Plasmodiidae. The record is from RefSeq and is a predicted model, not a curated record. The transcript has a single exon.